AUGACAGUGUUGUCCACCCUUCUAGUCUUCGCCCGCUUUCUCUCACGAUACUUCACCUGGCCAGCGAAGUGGGACGACUGGGCUUGUCUAGGAGCUCUUAUUUUCGCCUACGGGUUCUUGACUACUACGGCCCUGGUAGCCACCGUUGGGCGAAGGGUGUACCACCUGGUCCAGUACAAUUAUUCUGUCUUGGAAAAGUAUCUUCAGAUAGCGCUGGCGAACAAUGUGCUUUACAAUGUGAGCAUCUCUUUGACCAAACUAUCCAUUUUGCUCUUCUAUCGACCUAUCUGGGUUGUUGGGGGUCUCGUGGCGGGAUAUUUCGUGUCGGCCAUGUGCGGUCUCAUAUUCGCCUCCAGCCCCGUGGAAGCACGGUGGAAAACUCAACGGCGAAAGAUUCUCCUGUCUAUAGUGUUCCCCUUGGACUGCUUCGUCUGUAUUGCCAGUACCAUGCGAUUAUACUUUCUUGCAACCAUGAAUAUGGACAAUGUAUCGUACUCGCUGACGACGCCGGGAAUCUGGACGCCGAUGGAGAUGGACACCGGUAUUAUUUGUUCUUGCCUACCGAUGCUCCCUGGCCUGAUGCAACACUUCUGUGGCUCCGACAGGCGUAGCACCAAAUGGCAAUGA
This is a messenger RNA of Aspergillus pseudotamarii, 627 nucleotides long. RefSeq lists its product as uncharacterized. The transcript has 6 exons. NCBI's taxonomy places the organism in Eukaryota, Fungi, Ascomycota, Eurotiomycetes, Eurotiales, Aspergillaceae. The record is from RefSeq and is a predicted model, not a curated record. Bases 1 to 627 code for a protein of 208 amino acids.